AAGAAGAACAAGGCGCAAGUUAAGCAUCGCUACCUGGACGACGAGGGACCAAAACGCGAGGUUCAACGCGUGUCCUCGUGUGCUUUUACAUCAAAAUGUUGAAAGAGUUGCUCAGGGAGCGACUCAUUGCGGCCGCCGACGAAAUCUUCGGACUGUUUGAGAAAACGGUAUCAUCGUACGAGGAGCAACUUCGUCGCGCGAGAGAGGAGAGCGAGCGACACCGACGACAACUGGAAGCUGUUGGCAAGACUCAAAUGGUCAUACGCAACCAAGAUGUCCAGCAGCAGAGGGGGAGCUUCGGUUCGGAGCAGGAGGAUCCGCAGCUUCGCCAUAUCAAAGAAGAGGAGGAGGAGCAUCCAGAACUCCUCCUCAUUAAAGAGGGGGAGGAGCAUUCACAGCAUCUCUACAUUAAGGUGGAGAAGGCUGACAUCAGCAAGUUGCAACUGACUGCUGUCUCUAUGGAGAGUGAAGACAAAGACAAACCACUCGAGUGGUCGCAGCUUCGUCAUCACAGUCCAAGUGGAGACCACCGUGGUGGGCCACAACCAGAAAACCUCUUCGUUCCACUGUCACACGGUGACGACACGGAAGAAGCUUUGAGGAGCGAUGCAGACUGUGAAGGUGACGAUAAUCAGUUGAAAUGCUAUGAAAAGGAGACAACAUUUGGCAGCGAAGAACCUUCACAAUCAUCUAAAGAACUUCUUCCCUGCUCAGUUUGUGGUCAAUUUUUUGCUAUACACGAUAUGAUGAGACACAUGAGCACGCACACAGGAGAAAAACCCUCUGAUUGCUUACCUUGUGAUGAAACAUUCUUCCUUAAGGCACACGUGGUAUCACACAUGAUGAGACACAAGGAAGAAAAUCCCUUUAGUUGUGGAACUUGCGGUAAAACCUUCGCUCAAAGGCGAAAUCUGUUGUCACACAUAAGAAUACACACUGGAGAAAAACCUUUUAGUUGCUCAGUUUGCGGUAAAAGGUUCACUCAAAGGCCACACAUGGUAUCACACAUGAGAACGCACACUGGAGAAAGACCCUAUCGUUGCUCAUUUUGUGGAAAAGGAUUCACUCAAAAGUCAAACAUGGUAUCACACGUGAGAGUACACACGGGAGAAAAAGCCUUUAGUUGUUCAGUUUGCGGUCAAAGCUUUUGUCAAAGGUCCUAUUUGACUGCGCACAUGCGCAAAAAACACCAAGAGAAUAAAUAAAAAUACUAUUGGUAAAAUGUCAACAUCAGGUAUAAAGGGUACAAAAGCAGUAAAACGCGUACAUGUACAUUCAUGCUUCUUGCCUAAAGUCAGCUGGGAUAGGCUCCAGCACACCUGCAACCCUAGUGAGGAUUAACAAUACGGAGAUUGGAUGGAAGCAUUAUUUAGAAUGCAACAAAGUGUCUUCGUGACAAAUGAGAGUGUUGGCUGACAAAGUGUGUGCUUUGACAGAACGUGUACCACUCCGUCAGUGAUGACAUACAUUAUGGUAGGAUCACAGUAUAAUUGACGUGGCAGUCAACUGUCAACAGUAAUUUUUAUGUGUUUUAUUCUUUGCUAUAAAGACAAUUUUGAUCACGAGCAAAAUAUUGGCUCAUUAGUACCAGUGAAAGAACUCCGAAUGCUUCAGCAUCCGAAGAGAGUUUGCACUAUUCCAUGCUCCCAACUUUGUAGGAACAGUUUGGGGACGGCCCCUUCGUGUUCCACGAACAUGGCUGUGCACCGGUGCACAAAGCAAGGUCCAUGAAGAUACAGGCGUUAUCGUCCAACAUCGGCAUCGGACCUAGCGAUGGCCAGAAGAUGCCUUAUGAAGACUUGAAGCUUUCCAUCCAAUUGGUUCACAUCAUAUUCAAAAACGAAUGACACCAUACAUGGUGCGAGGCGUGUCUCCAACUUGGAGCAUAAAUAGUUGAGUUUCUCCACACCAACCAGGCUCGUGAGUAUUUUCAAUAUUUUCUCCCUGUAUUGGCUUAUAUGUAUAGGCACCUCUGUCUCUCCCAGUUCAGAAGAGGAUUAUCAAAACAUUUUUAAUUAGGUUUGUACUUGUUAAACUCAAAUAAUAAACCAUUUUGGCAAUGUUGGGUUCCGUGGCUUGUUGCUGCACUUCUAAAUCAAACCGUUUUUUUUUUUUUUCCUCAGAAGGAAUACCAAAUAGUCGUCGCAUAAAGUCAGUGGAUGGAUACGCCCCGUUCCUAACUUUGAAGUGCACUUCCUUGGCUUUGCGAAAAACGGGAAAUUUCAAAUAAUUAGUCGGUAACCAGCAAAUGUUGCCUUUUGAAACAGGGAUAACGAAUGUUGUUAAAUAAAGUACUAAAGUACCUUGUUUGGAAUCUUGGAAUCUAUGACUCGCACGGAAAAUGUUCUUGCCAAAAUAAAAAUAAAAAUAUGGAAAUUCAGCCAAAUUUGGAUAAAUUGUUCUGGAAGUGAAUUUUUAUAGGUUGGCAGCUCUGUAAAGUCAUAGCUUCCGCCCCAAAGGAGCGGAAGACGGGGUAGUCGGAGCAGUGCCGCUUAAAAUGCCUUUAAUCCAACCAAGAGCAGAUUUGUGGACGGCUUUCGUGAUGGGUUUCAAUGUUUCACGAUUAUCCUACAAAUUAUAACUCAGACAAAAAGUGUUCUAUGACAGGAAACAACCAUUACUUUCAACUAAGUGGAGCACUGACCAGAUGUCCUUCUCCAUCCAGACCUUGUCAAACAGCGAUUAGUCUUUCACUAUAAUGUAUCUGUUGUGCCAAAUUGGCAUUUUGUGAUGUUAUAAUGAUACAUACAAUUUGACAGUUAUCACUACUAAAGGACCUGCUGGUGAAACUGAUAUAACUUGACAGGGUGUCUUUGAACACGAAAAUCACAUUUAAGCAAAAACCCUUUUCCACCUCAGGGAUAUGAUCCCAGAGAAUAUUGUUAUUCAAGAAUAUUUGAAGCAAUUGACUUUCACAGUUCCAUUUAUAAACUCAAAGUCAAUCGCUUGGAGGCCAGCAUCGCUGUAUUCUUUGGUCAACUCAGCUCUCACUACAACUUUCCUUCUCCAAAUAUAAUCAAAAUUAACCAGGUUUAUGAUGUUAAUGGCUUUAUUAGGAAUAGAAAUUGAUUAUGCUUAGUAGAUCAUUGUGCAAUGCUUUCCAUCUUAGAAGAAUACGACCAGUAAGAGUAAUAUCUCUAAAUAACAGAGUUAAACAUUGUUUUACAAGUUUUCAUUAUCUUCCAUGCAUUCAAAAUUUUACUUUCAGUAGGAUCUCUGGAUAUAUGUAAGCCUAAAUAUUUCACAGUGGAUUUUAUUGGGAGAUCAUAUGCCAUUGUCAAAUCAUAUUGAUGACGAGACAGCCAUUUAUUAGAAUUAAGCUUUAAACAAGAGGAUUGAGGGGAAAUGAUGGACAGCGGGUGCUGAGCCCUGGGGAGAAGUGCACGAACGUAGUGCACGAGCACAAGAUUUCACAAACUAAUAAAGAAACGGAUUUUCAAUGUUUCUGGACUGAUUUAAUAAAAAUGCAAUGCUGUGUAAAAUGUUAUCAAAUCUAAUAUUAACUAAACCACAACAACAACCAAUUCGGUUUUGUAUGUAAGUAGAAAGGAAGGAAGGCAUGUGCACAUACAUUUUUGGGGCAGGUGCUCAAGCACCCCCCCAAAAAAAACGGUCAAUCACCAAAUUCCUUCAUUCAUUCCUUCAUUUUCCAUACCGCUUAUCCUCACUAGGGUCACGGGCGUGCUGAAGCCUAUCCCAGCUGACUAGGCGAGAGGCGGGGUACACCCUGAACCUGGUUGCCAGCCAAUUGCAGGGCACAUAUAAACAAAUAACCAUUCACACUCACAUUGACACCUACGGGCAAUUUAGAUUCUUCAAUUAACCGAGCGUGCGUGUUUUAGGGAUGUGGGAGGAAACCGGAGUACCCAGAGAAAACCCACGCAGGCACGGGGAGAACGUGCAAACUCCACACAGGCGAGGCCGGAUUUGAACCCAGGUCCUCAGGACUGUGAGGCAGAUGUGCUUACCAGUCGUCCACACUGUGUCACAUCGCCAAAUUUAUUCCUACGUCUAAGAAAAAACAGUAGCGUAUAUUUAACUUAUUUCUUUUAACAUAACAGUCAAUUAUACAACUCUUACCAAAGGAGGUAAAGGGGAGCUACAUUGAAGUCUACAGACCACUGUUCAAAUGGCAGGUUUGUCAUGUACAAAACUGAGACCAAUAUCAAUCAUUUUACACUCAAAAUCCAAUAUUUUCCCCACUACUAGUUAAUCUAUAACUCGUACAACUCAAUUGAAUAUACAAACCACAAGGAAGGAACAUAGGAUGGGUGGAAGGAGGGAAAGGACCAAGGAUUUGAUGAAAGGAAGGUAGGAAGAAUGGAUGGAAGAAAGGGAACAAUGAUGGUAUUUAAGGGAGGAAGUACAAAACUCAAUUUCUAAUGAAGUUUGUACGUUGUGUAAAACGUAAAUAAAAAGACAAGGCAUUGACUUGCAAAUCGUUUCCAAGCUACAUUCAAUUGAAUGCACUAUUAAGACAAGAUCAUCUUGAAACGGUGUGUGAAACACUGUUCUUUUUUGGGGGGCAAAUAUGCUCUCAAUCUGAAUUUGACACCAAACCUUCGUUGAGUCACCUAAUUACACAGGAGCCAAGAGGACGACGAGGAGGCGCAUACAUCUACAAGUCUCCCAAGUACUCAACUAAAUGCCAGUCAGGUAUUAAAACACUUUGGGUGGAAUUGAUGACACAGGGGGUCAUUUUUAUUUUCAACAAAUAUUGAAUGAAGAGGAAAACUGGGCUGCAGAAAAAAAAAGGGCACUUUUUUGAUCCAGGACAAAAAGGCAGGUGCACAAACAUCACCUCGUGGCUAUGUCUGCACGUGCCCGCUUCCUACUAUAAGAGAAGACAACUAAGAAACAAACCAAAAAUCAGGAGCGGAAGAAAGAAGCAACAAGCGGUCAGAAUCCUAAUUGUCUUUAUAGCAAAGAAUCAAACGUACACAGAAUACAACAACGUCACAUUGAGAAAAAUUCAAUUAAAAAAAUGAGUGAUACGCUUCGGAUGCUGCAGUGUUGUGUGGGACGACUACUAAAACAUUUAUCGCCCCUUGUUGUGUGUCCGCAUGUGUACAGUCAAACUGUUCUUAUGAGCGUAGCUUUCACCACAAAUUAAACAACUAUAAGGUUUUUCUCCUGUGUGUAUUCUCAUGUGUGUUACUAAAUGUGACUUAAGAGAGAAUGUUUUAUCGCACAAUGAGCAACCGUAAGGUUUUUCUCCUGUGUGCACUCUCAUGUGUGAGCUCAUAUAAUCCUUUCGAGAGAAUGUCUUCCCACAAACUGAGCAACAAAAGGGUUUUUCUCCAGUGUGUGUUCUCAUGUGUUUCACCUCAUGUGACUUGUGAGCGAAUCUUUUACCACACAAUGUGCACUGAAAUGGUUUUUCUCCAGUGUGUGUUUUCAUGUGUGAUACCACGUGUGACUUAUGAGUGAAUGUUUUACCGCACAAUGAGCAACUGAAAGAUUUUUCUCCUGUGUGUGUUUUCAUGUGUGAUAGCAGAUAGGGCUUUUGAGAGAAGGUUUUACCACAAGUGGAGCAAGUAAAGGGUUUUUCUCUCCCGUGUAUUGUCAUGUGUGAGUCCACAUGUUCCUUACGAGAGAAUGUUGUACCACAUACUGAGCAAGGAAAUGGUUUUUCUCCUGUGUGUGUUCUCAUAUGCGAGUCCAGAUGCGGCUUUUGAGAGAAGGUUUUACCACAAAUUGAGCAACUAUAGGGUUUUUCUCCUGUGUGUGUUCUCAGAUGUCUAAUUAAAUAUUGUUUAGCAAAACCUUUACCACAAAUUGAGCAGGUCACACGAUUUCUACUUGUGUGUGAAAUGUCCUUGUUGCGAGGCGUUGUCUUGUUUUCGAAGCAUUUUGACUGUUUGACGUCACAUUCAUAGUCUGCAUCGCUCCGAAAGGGUUCCUCCAUGUCUUCGCUGUCUGACAGUGGAGCUAAGAUGUUGUCUGGUGGUUGCCUUCCACAAUGGUCUCCACUUGGUCUGCGGUGAUGAAGCUGCGACCACUCAGGUGGUUCAACUGCGUCGUCUUCACUCUUCACGACGACGAUAGUCAGUGGAAAGUUGCUGACGUCAAACUCCUCCUCUUCUUCUUUCAUGUGGAGGGGCUGCGGAUCCUCCUGCUCUAAACUGAAGCCCCUUCCAUGCUGCUGGAUGUCUGCAAGAGACAAGCCACACAAACACAGUUUAGCUGACACAAUUAAAUUGUUAUUCUACAAACCGCAAUUCCAAAGAAUUGGGACGGUGUGUAAAACGUAAAUUAGAACAGAAUACAAUGACUUGCAAAUCCUUUUCAACGGAUAUUCAAUUGAAUACACUACAAAGACAAGAUAUUUAAUGUUAUUCUUUCCUUGUAAACUGGAUACCUGCAGUACGUUCCAAAAAAGCUGGGACAGGGGCAACAAGAGACUGGGAAAGUGGAGGAACACCUGUUUAGAACAUUCCACAGGUGAGCAAUUGGGUAUAAAAGGAUCAUGCCCGAAAGGCUCAAUUGUGCACAAGCAAGGAUGGGGCGAGGUUCACCACUUUGCGAACAACUGCGUGAACAAAUAAUCCAACUGUUUAAGAACAACGAUCGUCAACGAACAAAUGCAAGGAAUUUAGGGACUUCAUCAUCUGUGGUCCGCUAUAAUGUCAUCAAAAGAUUCAGUGAACUAAAUGUGUCACACACAUUCAGUUCAUAGGUUUGAUAUUGAUACUGGUUAUAAAGAAUCCCGAGUCAAAUGUUCCUUUUAGUCUAUGCUGCGGGCUGCUAAGAAAAUAAAUGUUCAAUAUUCGGACACCCUUUAUUUAAACCAUGCCAGCCACCUAAAAGAAUCGGAACCGAGAAUCGUUUGGAACCGGAAUCGAAGUAAGAAGGAUCAGUAAGAAGGAUCGGGACCGGAAUCGCUCAAAUUCAAAUGAUGCCCAACCCUAAUAAGGAGUACCUAGAUAAGAGAUGUAGAUAGAUGAAGAAAGAGACGAAGAAGAACAUAGUCGUGUUGACUAUCAAGGCACCCACCUGUUCCCAAUUAGCCUGUUCACCUGUGGGAUGUUCCAAACAGGUGUUUGAUUUUGUAUGUAAGUAGAUAUGUAGGAAGGCAUGUGCACAUACAUCUUUUUUGCCAUCCGUCCCAUCGUUUUUGGAAUGUGUUGCAGCCAUAAAAUUCUAAGUUAAUGAUUAUUUGCUAAAAUCAAUAAAGUUGAUCAGUUUGAACAUUAAAUGUAUUUGUAGUGUAUUCAAUUAAAUAUAGGUUGAACAUGAUUUGCAAAUCAUUGUCUUCUGGUUUUAUUUAUGUUUCACACAACGUCCCAACUUCAUUGGAAUUGGGGUUGUAAAUCUAGUGCAAGCAUCAUGUCUUUUGAUGUUGAUUAAUACAUGUACACAUUGUCCAUAAACAAAACAAAUAAUUACAAUCUAAAUGAUAUACUGUUAUAUUGUAACGACCAUGUGUAUUACUAUAGUACAGCUCUAAUAGACACUACAAUAUGUUCAGCAUUUUCUAUACGUUAUCCUUGUAAUUAGUGUUCAAAUACAUUUACAAUGUUUGUAAACAGUGGUUAAGUUGUACUGUAACAAGUUCAAUUGUGUUCAAAGUGUGGAAGAGGGGUAACAAAAAGGCUGCGGCUGAUUCUGGAACGUAUCCCUCGCAAUAAAUGCGGGUUCACUGUAAAUUGGGUUAGGAGCUCAGUCGCAGAACGAAUUAAACUCAUUAAGCCGAGGUACCACUGUAUUGUUAUACAUAUGGUUUUUGUUGCAAACGGAGUAGGUGAAACGUCCCUUACCAUCGUCACCUCCACAGUCGGCACUGCUCCUCAAAGGUUCAUCUGUAUCGUCACUAUCGGACAGCGGAGUUAAGAGGUUGUCCGGUGGUGGCCCGCCACAGUGGUCUCCACUUGGAAAGUGAUGACGAUGAAGGUGUGACCACUCGGCCGGGUCGUCUUCGUCAUCUUCGUUCUUCACGUCAUCGACAGUCAGU
Messenger RNA from Phycodurus eques (leafy seadragon), 7954 nucleotides. RefSeq names its product zinc finger protein 32-like. The transcript has 2 exons. Gene Ontology annotation, biological process: regulation of transcription by RNA polymerase II. The coding region runs from base 96 to 1205 and encodes 369 amino acids. The record is from RefSeq and is a predicted model, not a curated record. Lineage: Eukaryota; Metazoa; Chordata; Actinopteri; Syngnathiformes; Syngnathidae. Gene Ontology annotation, molecular function: DNA-binding transcription factor activity; RNA polymerase II cis-regulatory region sequence-specific DNA binding.